GGCCACUUCAUGUACCAUAGACUCACAGCUGCAGACUUUGUCCCUGGGUAAUUAUCAGACUUCCACUUCCCCGUCUGCAGUCGCCCAGUCUUCUAACUUGAUUAUUUUUAGCCUUCCACUCUGCCCCAACCAUUCAGUUUACAGAGCACACUUACUGCUGUGCUGUAUUCUUUGGAAAGUGUCUGGUCCCCUUGUACUAGAUUUUGAAUCUCAUCAUGUCUUUCCGUGCUUUAAAGAAGCAGUACACCAAGGCUAAUCAGUAUAUGAGCGAAAGGAUAGGAGGGGCAGAAAAGACAAAGCCAAAUGAGGACUUUGUGGAAAUGGAACGGAAAAUUGAUGUGACGGGCCAUGCGUUGGAUGACCUUAUGGGCAAGACGACAGAAUACCUUCAACCCAACCCAGUCUCGAGAGCCAUGAGUAAGGUUCGCGGUAAAGACAAGGGAGGCAACAAACCCCUGCAACCCGUGGGUUUCCUGGGCGAAGUGAUGCUGAAGAAUGGCCGAGACCUUGGAGAGGAUUCAUCAUUUGGUGUGGCGAUGGUUGACAUGGGCGAGUCGUUGAGGCAACUGUCUGAGAUCAAGGAUGCCUUUGAUCUCAAUGUCAGACAAAACUUCCUGGACCCUCUGGAUCACCUCAAAAACAAAGAUCUGAAAGAGAUCAACCACCAUCGCAAGAAGAUGGAAGGGCGACGUCUAGACUAUGACUACAAAAAGAAGAAACAGGCCAAAGCAGGUGGGAGCACAAUUUCUGAAGAAGAAAUUAAGUUUGCGGAAGAGAAGUUCAACGAAUCCCAGGAACUGGCCUACAAUGGAAUGAGGAACUUGCUUGACAGUGAUGUGGAGCAGGUACUUCAGCUGCAAGCAUUAGCUGAGGCACAGUUAGAAUACCACAAACAGUCGGCAGACAUUUUGGAAAACCUCCUGUCAACGCUCAACGAUAGGGUACGAGAAGCAGAGAACAAGCCCAAGUCAGAACGCAGGCUUGUCUAUACGACCAACUCAUACUCCACAAAGAGGGAUUCCAGCGACGCAGACGACACUGAUGCGUAUCCCCCAGUAACCACUGCAGCAACAAAGGAACAGUGUAGGGCGCUGUAUGACUUUGAAGCAGAGAACGAUGGAGAAUUGGGCUUUCAAGAAGGUGACAUCAUUGAUGUCAUCAGUAAGAUCGACGAGAACUGGAUCGACGGGGAGCUGAACGGUCGCACGGGAUACUUCCCCGCCAACUACGUGGAAAUGAUCUAAGUGCUUUCUUCGUCGUAGUGCUACUUUAGCCUGUACUUAGGCCUGCGUUAGCAUCUGCUGCUCUCAGUACCUCAGGGUGUGGGAAAAUGUAGCAUUCUUGCUACUGUCUGCUCAGAUUGUGUGAACCAUCAAUGGUUACCUUUCUGUCAUCUUGAAAUAACCAUGUGAUAUAAGCGUGUAUGGUCCUGGUCUGAUGGAGAGUAUGCUCUCACCUGCCUAGGGCUCAUAACCGUGCUAUUUGUGGGCUCCGGAGUAUGCUCAUGUUUAAAACAAACAGUGGAGUGUAGUCGUUAAAUUCAAGAAGACUGUUAUUGUGGUUUGAAGAGAAAAGCUCCCCUUGCUGGCAUGAGGACUAGUUUACCCACAAUACAUCACAAGAGAAAGACAGCCAAAACGCUUGCAGUCUUGAGCAGCAUAUGUUAUCGCUUGAGAGUAACUUCUCAUUAACAAGUCUAACAAUGCACUUAGGAUGAACUGCUUUGCUUUUUCCUUUUCUACGUUUUUGUUCAUUUUCACACUUUUGUAAAUAGUUUACAACUUGUUUGGAGAUGGGAUCUUCUGUUUUAGCAUGCUUUGGUCAGAAUGCAGUGGUCACACUCUACAAACAUCUAACAAAACAAAAGAAACACAAUGCACUAACAAUGAACAUCCAUUGUAAUUGUACUGUGCUUGUUUUGCAAGAUGUUUGUAGUGACAGGCUGUGUCAGCCAAAGGUGCUAUUGAUAUGAUGAAAAGUCUCAGCGUUACUUUCACGGCGACUUGACAUGUAACUUAUGUCAGAAGUCAGUGGCCCUUGGGAAAGAAAUGCAAAUGAUUUGACGAGCACAGUUUAGAAGCCAAUGCUGACAGGGUACCAGGCACUCAUUGUCUCUUGCCUCAUUGACAUUAGAGGUUGGUGUGUAUUUUGGCAAAUGGUAAACGUACCAUUGACCAAGGGGACAUUUGGAGUGUGCAAACACACGUCUAGCUCAAGAGUGGCAUUAGGUUAUUGCUUGCACUGGAUUAGUUUAGAUCAAAAACAUAAAUCAUUUAAAUGAUGAAUUGGUGGUAUUUAACCCCAGAUUUCCUUAGCAUUGAAACCACUGAGAAAACAAUAUGUCUUCCUCUGUUCUGCCCAUACCAGCAUCCUAAAGAGAUAUUGUGAAUCUUUAUACAACACCUGAAUAAAUCCCAAUCAGUUAAUUGGUGGGUUGUUCAUCAGUUGUCAUCAAAUUGUUCAGUGUGUCAGUGACCAGUUGAUAGAACCUUCUACUACUUGGCGCAGUAUGUGGGCUCUUCAUACAAAAUGGUGGAUGAUCCAGAUAUUAAAAAAAGGUUCUCUCUAAUAGAUGAAGUCAUUUCUGAACUUGUAAAUGAUGCGUGCACUUUGAAUACAAGGCAACAAAGUAACGUAACUGUCAAAAGAUGAGGGAGGCACAGAGGCAUGCUUACUGAAGUGCUAAUUAAUUCAGAAUAAGCCAACUGAUUGUCACAGAAAGUAAGAACGAUUUGUGAUCACAAAAAAAAAAUCAUUCAGGCAUUGUAUAAAAUGAAAUGACCGUGCAAUGGAAAGAACAAUUUCAUUAAGUAACGGACUGAAUGUCUCAUUCAACUGGGCUCUGCCUGUUGGAAUAGAGCAUUUCACCUGUCACCUUUGAAAUUCUUACUGUUCCAUUCAUAAACAUCCAUUAUUUGUAUACAACCAAUGAAAAAGCCUUGAAAAUGUGAGUAAAAAUGAACAACAAAAGGAUGAGAUAUUUAACAGUACAUCCUAGUGAUACCAUACUUUAAUAAACAGUGUUAGGCACUACGAACAUCUAACACAGUGCAAUAACAGUGAGCAUCCAUUGUUAUUGCAUCCUACUUCUUUUGUUAGAUUUUCAUAGUGAGAGUAGUAGAGUAUAAUGUAUAAAUGAGGGGAAAUGUUAAAUCUUCGUUUGCUUUUUCUAUUUGGAAAAAUAAUCUUACUGAGCAACUGAUUCUUACUUACAUGAUGUGUUUAUGAUGUGUUUGGAUGCAAGUUCUUUGCACAGCUACAAACAAAAGUGCAAGGGCUGUUCUUAGAAAAAUCAGAGAUACCAGAAAUUAUAAACUAGCUUUUGUUUUUAGGUAGAUAGAUAUGUACCAUAUACAUGUAUAACCUAUUUUUGUACAGUAAAGGUAAGUUCACAAUUGGGGAACAGAUACCUGUGAAAUGUCUAUAAUCACAGUGAUUUGUAGUGAAUUUUGAUUUUAGACAUGACAAGCUUUACUCCUGUGAGUCUGAAAGCGGGUAGGAGAUGGACAAUUGGCAUUUUGAGCAUUUCCUGGUCAUGUCAUGGAUUGAGUGAAGCCUUCAUAAGAAAAGUACUGUUAUUAAUGGGCAAUUCUUAUAAAGUUGCAGUAUUUAUUGUUUUGUAUUACAGCUGUAAAAGAAAAGUCGAAAAAAAAGACUUGUUUCAAUUUUUUGCAGCCUACAUGAAGCAUUGUGUUUAGACAAUCCCAUGCUUCGUUAUUAGAGUCCAAAGCGUAAAGUUUGUUGACGAUGCCAAAAUGACAUGAUGAUCAAGAAGUCUUGUCUUUUAUUUCAUACAUUUGUUUGUUCAUUCUGUUGUAUUUUUGAUGUGUGGUUAGUUUCUCAACUUACCAUUGCUGCAGUAGUUACCUGUUUCUUACAUGAAUGCUUGAAUUGUAUGUGGUCCUUAACAAAUUCUAGUUUCAAUUCCCAUUUGGCAGGUCUCAGUGAUUGUGUUAAGAGAAUUAACUUUGCAAUAUGGCUGGUUCCACAAAACCUCUCACAGUGAGAGCAAAUUUACGUUCUUUUGGUGUAUUUGCGAGCAUUUAUGUGACACUGAUGGCUUAGUUAUAUGGAAGUAAUUCUUGUACAUCUGUAGAUAUAUUAUGUCUCUAUUUCAGCAUGAUUAUGCCCUGCCAACUGGGGGGAGUGAAUUGAUCAAUUUUUUGAUCACCCUACAACAAAAACGCAGUGUAAAUGAGACUAGUAGUGCGGAGAUUGUUACAAGCAAAUCCAGUGGCUUGACGACUUUAAUUCCAUUAGAUAUACCAUGGAGGUAGACUUGCUACACCUGGAAACAGGCAUAAGAUCACUGUGGUCUCUAAUCCGCCUCAAACAGAAGCACCCCCUCAUCGGUUGAAAAGAGCCGCAUUGGUCGGGGGUGUUCCAUUUGUUGGUAAUGAUGCGACCGUAACGCGUGCAUUUCAUAUGUUCGUGUCUUAGCGAAUUUUAGGUCCAACGGAAAGACGCUUCAGUUCCUAAGACAAUAGCGCCCUCUCUUGGUCCAACUUAAGGCCCAGUCAGUUUUCAUUUCUUUCCAUUUUUGGUCACUUAAGUGGAAAUCAGCCUCUAAGUACGAAUAAUUUGGUUCAUAGCUUGCACACCGAAUGUACCGGCUGAUUAUUAACAAGUAAUGCAAUACAGAGAAAUGUGCAAAAUUGUUGCACACUGGGGCAAACCUCACAAGUUGCAUGAACUUGUGAGUUCCUUUUUACCCUGCUUUAUGUAUUACAUGUCUAACAGAUUUGAGGAAUUACUGUGAGACUAACAAGAUAAAUUGAAUGUUUAUGCUGUUUACUGAUAA
This is a messenger RNA of Acanthaster planci (crown-of-thorns starfish), 4801 nucleotides long. Its product is annotated as endophilin-A1-like. NCBI's taxonomy places the organism in Eukaryota, Metazoa, Echinodermata, Asteroidea, Valvatida, Acanthasteridae. The record is from RefSeq and is a predicted model, not a curated record. Gene Ontology annotation, molecular function: protein binding. Gene Ontology annotation, biological process: synaptic vesicle uncoating. Gene Ontology annotation, cellular component: presynapse; cytoplasm; glutamatergic synapse.